Messenger RNA from Saimiri boliviensis boliviensis (Bolivian squirrel monkey), 354 nucleotides. Lineage: Eukaryota; Metazoa; Chordata; Mammalia; Primates; Cebidae. The record is from RefSeq and is a predicted model, not a curated record.
AUGCAAAGUGAGGUAUACCAUCCUGGCCACAGCUUCCCAAGUUAGGCCCUUUGCAUCAGAACCACCCAUCAAAAUGGAGGCCUGCAAGUAAGAGGAGGAAGAGGGAGGAGACAGAACACAGAAAUCUUCUCAGUGGCUUUGCUGACAGGCGGGUAGGAGUCACUACCCGCCAUUUGCACGUAAGUGUUUUUGUUCCUCUUGUUUAUGGGUCCUAUUUACGCAUGUGUGCCCAGGAUCUUCAAAAUCCAGGUAAGAAAAGUGAAUAACUCAUUCACUGCAAGUUUGGCCCCAUCCCUCAGUACCAACGAAGAGAGACAAAUCAAGAUAGAAAGACAUCAUUACCGUCUCUAUUGA